GAAUCAAAUGAUACUCUUUUACUAUUUAAACAGCGAUAGAAACAUGAGGAACAUGUUGGCGUGUUCCUAUGUUUCUGUAACUUGUUACGAAAAAUAUAAAGAGCUCAUGAAUGCUUGCUGCUCAUUGCUACUUACAUCAACCAGAAAAUUGGGUUAAUUUCAUUAUAAAUUGUGCGAAAUGUAUUUAAGUCUCGCUAAUAUUUAAAGAAAACCUAAAACAUCUAAACCUAGUUUUUUACGUUUUUUAGUCUUCAUGAGUAGAAAAAAGAUCUCGAUUCUUUUCAGCAUAAUAUGUUUAAUCCUAGCUGUAGUUUUGUUCAUCAUCAACAUUUCCAUGUAUGGUGAUGUCACACAUGUUAUCAAGAAAAACUUUUGCUAUCCUCAAGUGGCCAGCAAUGCCUAUGAAUAUGUCGAUGUAAAUUUUUCAAUUCCUGGUUGUGUAUUCACUAAAAUUGAUCCAUUUGAUCCAGUAAUAUUGCCUUACAUCCGCAACGUAUCUCUUCACUGUAAGCAAUCACCUCAGUUAACUGUUAUCAACUCAGAAGAUCGUUUGGUCAUCAAGAUUCCAGGUGAUAUCGAUGAAGAUGUUGAGUGUUACUACUCAUGGAUAUAUCGAAAUCAAACUGAUUGGAGUAUUUCUUACGGCCCUGUGAAUGUGAUCCCUCCAACCGAUGGUGUUCAAUUUGAAAACGGUGCAAAUGUUGCAAACACUAGCUGCAUCAAUCGAAAAACAAAACAAGUCAUCUAUCGAAAUGUUCACUUCCAUGUUCCUACAUUCGAAAAAUCAACAUUAUCUAAAAAUCUAACCAAUCCCUCCGUUAUAAUUUUAGUGUUUGAAUCUCUGGGUCGCCUGAGCUACCAACGCUUUAUGCCUGCCGUUAAUCAGGCGAUGCAUGAUAUUGGUAAUUUUCAUCAUCUUAAGGGUUUAACUCGUGUUGGUGAAAACUCUUUCCCCAAUUCAGUGACUUUGCUUACUGGAGAGAUGCUGACUGACCAAGUAGCUCAAUACAAUGCAGGUAUUGAUUGGGACCAUGAAUUACCUUACAUUUGGGAUGCAUUCAAUGAAUCUGGUUAUGUGACAAGUUUCUUAGAGGAUCAUCCAAUGGCUGGUCUGUUUUCAUAUUACAGUCGAGGCUUUCAUGAGCCUCCAGUUGAUUUUUAUCCAACUGAGUAUUGGAAUCACAUGUAUCCAAAUGGCACUGAGCACUGGCAGGAUAUUUUGAAUAAUCCUAUCAACUAUUGUUAUGAGAAAGUUGGAAGCAAAGUGGAACUCUUUCUAUCAAUGUGUUCCAAAUAUGCCGAAGAUGUGAUCAAUCGCCAACGAAAUCCUUAUUUUUUGUAUGCCUUUUAUAGCCAAAUGACCCAUGAUGACUUCAAUAAUUUUCAAAUGGUCGAUCAACCUGUGGCUCAGUUUCUUCGCUCUUUAUCACCUUCAGUGUUGGAUAAUUCAAUUGUUAUUUUAAUGGGUGAUCAUGGAACUAGAAUCGGUAGAUGGGUUCAGCCUUGGGGCGAUCAAAUUGAGAAUCCAUAUGCUCGAGCAGAAGGAAGUCUUCCAUUUUUCGCCAUUAGAAUCCCAGACUCUUUGGACUCAAAAUAUCCUCAUUUGCGGAAAUAUCUUUCCUUAAAUGAAAAUCGACUGUCAAGUUGGUAUGAUAUUCAUCAGAUAUUGCUCGAUACAGCUCAAGGUCAAUUCCAACCAGUUGGAAUUCGCACAGACAUUCCAGUUGCUUAUUCACUUUUUCGCGAAGAGAUUCCUAUCAGCCGUACCUGUGAAGAUGCCAACAUCAGCCAAGAUUACUGCGUCUGCAAUGGAAAAGUUGGAGUCAGUGUUAGCAGUAGACGUUUCCCUAUUGAUGCAGCUAAAUGUUUAGUCGAUGAAUUGAAAACCAUUUUUCAAGAAAAUGACUGUCGAUCCAAUGUAACCUUUCGCAAAAUAGUAUCAGGAGCGUAUUUCUUUCCACGAGCAAAUGAAUCUUGGGCGACUUAUGAAAGGGCUAAUUUUACAAUCCAAGUUGAGCCAAGUCAGGCUAAGAUCACUGCGGUUAUUCAUCGAUCAAAAGAUGCAAAUGAUUAUCGCUGGAGUCCAUGGAAGUUUCUUGAUCCAACAAACAAAUUGAAUUCAACAGAAUAUACAAAGAAUCUCACAAAAUUACUUUGUGUGAACCAUGUCCUGGAAAAUGUAAAUGUUACCAUUGUAUAACCUAUUAAACACUCAAUCAAAUAAACGAAUGAUUCUGAAUGGA
Tetranychus urticae (two-spotted spider mite) is the source of this 2243-nucleotide messenger RNA. RefSeq lists its product as uncharacterized. Lineage: Eukaryota; Metazoa; Arthropoda; Arachnida; Trombidiformes; Tetranychidae. The record is from RefSeq and is a predicted model, not a curated record.